Molecule: messenger RNA, 966 nt
Organism: Rotaria sp. Silwood2
Lineage: Eukaryota; Metazoa; Rotifera; Eurotatoria; Philodinida; Philodinidae
Source: the annotation of a GenBank genome assembly
AUGCAGCACUACGCUGAAGUCAAAGCAAUUACGCAAGGUACGACAAGUGUCAUCGGCAGUCUGCUUGAACCAUGUAAUCGCGGUCUGGUGCGCAAUCUCAACGACGAUCUAACACUCGGCAAAAUCCUAUACAAUGUCUCUCCUCUGGAAAUGACAGAAACUGAGGCCAAAGUGGCGAAAGAUGCACUUGCAUCGAACGGAUCUCUCUUUAUUCAUCUCGGUGAGGGAUUACCAAAUGAUGCGGCAUCCACACGUGAGUUUGCUAUGCUCAAAGGCCGCGGGUUACUAAUACCCGGCGUUUCGCUCAUUCAUGGUGUUGCUCUCAAACCAAGUGACUUCAAUGAAAUGGCAAAGGCCAAAGUUGGCUUAGUCUGGUCGCCGUGCAGCAAUCUGCAGCUGUAUGGUCAGACAGUGGAUGUAGAAGCUGCAAAAACAAACGGCGUUAUUACUGCACUGGCACCCGACUGGAGUCCGACAGGCAGCGACGGUCUACUCACCGAUCUGAACUUCGCUGCAACAUGGAAUGCUGGCCUCGAACAUCCUCUGUUCCAUGAUCACACACUAGUGCAAAUGGCCACGAGUAACGCCGCUAAGUUACUUCAUCUGGAGAAACGUCUCGGCUCAUUACAAGAAGGAUUUCUUGCUGAUGUGCUUGUGCUCAAUCCAUCACACGGAGGUCAAUCGAUGGAUGAUGCAUUCUGGACCAUUACCCAUUCGACGCCAGAAGACGUUCUAUUGGUGAUGAUCGGUGGCAAACCUGUAUACGAUGAUCCUGCAAUAAUGAAGCGGCUGACUGGAGCGAUGGUUAUGCUUGAACCCAUUGACAUAUGUGGGGUUCAGAAGAGCAUUUCCUUCGCAGAAGAAUUCGGUCCACAACGCACAUUCCGUCAAACUCAAGCAGCGCUUAGCACUGCACUCCGCCAAUGGAGUCGUAAAUUGGCUCCGCUUUCGGAUUGCGGUGUUUAG